GUGCGCUUGUACUGGAACAGCUGCAGUGCGGGUCCCGGCGCGAGCCUGCACGCCAGUGAAAGAUAGGCAGCCGCCAGGUGAAUUGAGGCAGCCCCUUACAGGCAGCGAUGGGCUGCGGCCCCUCUCACGACCUUACGACGCCUCUGUACCUCUCCUGCGAUAUUGGCCAGGUCGACGCGGUGCGGCUUUUGUUAGAUAAAGGCGCGGACGUUAAUCAGGCGUAUAAGGACGGCGCGACGCCGCUGCACCUCGCCUGCUCGCGAGGCCACCUCGACGUGGCGCGGCUGUUGCUGGAGAAAGGCGCGGAGGUCAAUCGGCCGGACAAGGACGGUAGGACGCCGCUGUUGAUCGCCUGCUCGCGAGGCCACGUCGAGGUGGUUUCACUGCUGCUGGACAAAGGCGCGGAGGUCGACCGGGCGGUAGAGAAGGGGGACUGGAAAGGUACAACGCCGCUGUUCGCCGCCUGCUGCAACGGUCACGUCGACCUGGCGCGGCUGCUGCUGGAGAAAGGCGCGGACGUUAAUCAGGCGGACAAGGACGGUAGGACGCCGCUGCACCUCGCCUGCGCGGCAGGCCACCUCAACGCGGCACGGCUGUUGCUGGAUAAAGGCGCGGACGUUAAUAAGGCGGACAAGGACGGUAGGACGCCGCUGAUCGUCGCCUGCCAGAACGGCAACGUCGCCCUGGCGCCUCCACCUAUCCCGCCGCGGUCACCCGGCGGCACCGUGACGCUCGCCGACGGGACCGUGAUCCACUCGUCGGUGGCGCCCGCGCUGCCGCCGCGCGACUUGCCGCCUGUGCCAUCGGCGUCGGGCGAUCUGCUGGGGCUGUUGCUGGAGAACGGCGCGGAGGUCAAUCGGGCGGACAAGCACGGGCAGACGCCGCUGUACAUCGCUUGCACGAAGGGCCACGUCGACGCGGCGCGGCUGCUGCUGCAAAAAAACGCGGAUGUUAAUCGGGCGAAAAUGAACGGUACGACACCGCUGCACCUCGCCUGCGCGGCAGGCCACCUCGACGCGGCGCGGUUGUUGCUGGACAACGGCGCGGACGUCAAUCGGGCGAUGGAGAACGGUGUGACGCCGCUGAUCGUCGCCUGCGAGAAGGGCAACGUCAACGUGGCUCGGCUGCUGCUGGAGAAAGGCGCGGACGUCGAUCGGGCGGCGGAGGGCGGGUUUACGCCGCUGUACAUCGCCUGCAUGACAGGCCACGUCGACGUCGCGCGGCUGUUGUUAGAUAAAGGCGCGGCGGUUGACCUGGCGGACGAGGACGGCGAGACGCCGCUGGCCAUCGCGAAAUUGUUCGACCACGCGGCCGUCGUCGCGCUGCUCGCGGAGCAUCGGAAUUCAACGCGCUUCCUCGGGGAGUCCCGACCACUACCACUCGGGCCGCCGCGCCCCCAACGGCAGCAGUCGGACGUCCAGUGCUCUAUCUGCCUCGGACCGUACAUCGAACGCGCGUGGACGAAGUGCAACCACAGCUUCUGCCGGAGGUGCAUCACGGAAGUGUGUCGGACGAACCCGCCGACGAAUCGAGCCCCGUGUCCGUUUUGCAGGCAGCCCGUGCUCUUGGGCGAGCUUACGAGACGACCGAGGGGCAUUUAA
Messenger RNA from Pelagomonas calceolata, 1601 nucleotides. NCBI's taxonomy places the organism in Eukaryota, Pelagophyceae, Pelagomonadales, Pelagomonadaceae. The record is from the annotation of a GenBank genome assembly.